GUGAGAGAGAGUGAGUCUGUUCAUUUCCUCCUUUAAUGGCGUGAGACCGUACCAGACCAGAGACUGUGUAUGCGUGUGUAUAAUGUACAGUAUAUAUAUGUAUGUGUUCUAUGCAUUCAUCUUGGCAUGCUUCACCAACUCAUAUUCUGUAGAAAACCCAAAUGAACUAAAAGAAAAGGAAAAAUAAUCUUUUUAAACAAAACGAAAUUUCGCCAUCAAAAUCCCAGUGUCUUUCCAUUUUUAUCAACUACACUUUUGGGAUUCUUAGACCCAGAUGUUAAAAAUCGGUAAUCUCUCAUUGAUUUUUAUUGGGUUCUUUACUCUUGAUCAUUUCCUGUUGUGGGUCUCUUGAUUCUUGUACUGUUUCGUUGGGAAACUCGAGUUGUAUAUUUUGUGUUGUUUUUUUAUGUAUGAGAGCGUGAAGAUCGAGAAGAAAAGUGUAGAAAACAUGAACGAUGAACUUGAGAUAUUACUGGGUGAGAUCCCUCAUGCGACAUCAUCAUUGAAUCUUCAUAACACACAUAGCAAUGUUCAUCAUUAUAGUCUUGUUGAUCACACAUCACAUUUGACACAGAAAAUGAAUGUUCAUGGUAUGUAUGAUGAUGAACUGUUGAGGCAUAAAUAUGCAUGUGCAUCUUCCCCUGCUUGUGGGUUCUCUUUACAGUCUGAUGGCUCUUCCUCAAGCUUGUUCUCUGGUGGGCGUUCAUUUUCUGACAAUGGAUCACCAUCCCCACCCCAGUUUGGAGAACUGAAGCCCCACCUGGUUUCUGGAAAUGGAUUCUGGUUAGAUUUCAACAAGGCAAAUGAAAUUAACACAGUUGAGGGACGGAGUUUGUCGAGCAAUUUUAGUAAAAUGUACAUUAGUAAUGAGGAGGAGGAUAUUUCAUUCUCUCCAAAUGGUUUUCAAUUUCGUGAUCAGUCUGUGGAUGGGCCUAUUCGAAUGAAUUUUGAGAAUUUUAUGUCAUCAGAUGACUAUAGAAGGGGCUUUUCAGAACGUAGAGGAUUUAAUUCCUCUAUUCCAAGAAGUCCUAUGAAAUUUGAUGGUGAGAUGGAUUCUGCAUUGUUGGCAAUACCGCCUGACUCUAGAAUGGGUAAUUUACUUGGACACCGGUAUUACCCUGGUGCAUCUGAAGGAUUGUUUGCUCGAACAGAGUGUGGGAAUUCAGCUUCGAGCCCUCAAUUUUAUAAAAAUAAUGUGCCAGCUGGAAAUUAUUUUCCCAUGGGGAUUUCUGCAUCAAAGCCAUCUUCCACUUUAAAAAGGCCUUCAUUUGUUGAUUCUUCAUUCUAUGCUUCGCAAAAUAGGACGAAUCCAAUCAAAGACGUAGAUCCAUUUCACUCACCCUACAUGCUUCAACUGGCUCAGCUAAUACCUCAAUUUAAUGUGGAAAAUUUACUCCAUUAUCAGCAACCCGUGCCUAACGGAAGAAAUAGAUUACCUUCUCAUGUUAGAGUACCUCGUGGUGAUGUUGAAGCUUUUCCUGGGGAGGACAGUUUGAUCCUUCAAGGGGACGGUUUAAAUUAUGCAAUUAACAAAGGAUGUGGACAUCCCAGUGUACAAAAUGCUAAGAGUUCCAUGCACGGGAGUGGCACCAGAAAGGCGCAAGAAAUUGCAGGUCUCCAAGAAAGUGGCCGGACUACAAGGAUGCAUAUCCCUUUCUCCUUGCCAUCAAAGUGUAGCUCCCUGACAGAUGCUCAAGGAUAUAUAUAUCACAUAGCGAAGGAUCAGCAUGGUUGCCGAUUUUUGCAACUGAUGUUUGAUGAAGGGACUCCUCGAGAUGUGCAGAUAAUAUUUAGUGAGAUAGUUGAUCAUGCAGUUGAACUUAUCACAAAUCCAUUCGGGAAUUACCUUAUGCAAAAACUGUUGGAUGUGUGCAAUGAAGAACAGAGAACCCAGAUUUUGCUUAGGGUGACUGAAGUGCCAGGGGAGCUUGUUAGGAUCUCUCUUAAUACACAUGGCACUCGAGUGGUCCAAAAGUUGAUUGAGACCCUCAAAACAGGGCAGCAAAUUUCGCUAGUUAUUUCAGCCCUUGAGCCAGGCUUUCUUGCCCUCAUUAAGGACCUAAAUGGUAAUCACGUUCUGCAGAGAUGCUUACAAUGUUUUACAAAUGAAGAUAGUAAGUUCAUUUUUGUUGCUGCUGCAAAGUUCUGUGUUGAUAUUGCAACACAUCAACAUGGAUGCUGUGUUUUGCAGCGCUGCAUCAGCCAUUCAACUGGAGAACACUGGGAGACCUUGGUUGCAGAAAUUUCUGCAAAUGGGCUUCUUCUUGCUCAAGAUGCAUAUGGAAAUUAUGUUGUUCAAUUUAUUUUGGAGCUCAAGAUCCCAUCUGUCACAUCCAAGUUGACAUCUCAGUUUGAGGGUAACUAUGUACAUCUCUCUACCCAAAAGUUUAGUAGCCAUGUUGUUGAGAAAUGUCUUGUGGUAUGUAAUGAUGAAGCCCGGUCAAAGAUCAUCCAUGAAUUGCUCUCUGCAACUUAUUUUGAGCAGUUGCUUCAUGAUCCACAUGCAAAUUAUGUUGUUCAAACAGCUCUUCAGGUUUCUGAGGGUCCCCUUCAUAAUUCUUUGGUUGAUGCAAUUGAGUCUCACAGGGCAAUUUCAGGCCACAGCCCCUAUUCCAAGAGGAUUUUCUCUCACAAGCUUUUAAAGAAGUGACACCCAGUCUUCCUUCUGGUAAGAAAUUAUGUUCUUCUUCUCUACUGACUCCAUCAUUUCAACCUAGCACCAUAUGUCGAAGCUGGUUUGUCAUCUGUUCACAAGUGCCGCUGAAUGGAUCUUUUGUCAAUUUUGCUGAAGAAUAUUUGCUUAAUUGGGGUUGACCUCCCUCUAUAGUGUAAAGGAUAGGCAACUGUGCUUCUAGUUGAUUGAAAUAUAAUUUUUGCCGUCAAUGUACCAUCUGGAUAAUUUUUUAUCUCCUCUUGUGGGAUUUUCACUGUGUGGAUGUACAGGAUGUUCUUUUGCUGUACUAUGUCAAGGUAACUUGGAUGUUUGUCUCA
Molecule: messenger RNA, 2991 nt
Organism: Olea europaea var. sylvestris
Lineage: Eukaryota; Viridiplantae; Streptophyta; Magnoliopsida; Lamiales; Oleaceae
Product: putative pumilio homolog 10
Exons: 5
Coding region: 407-2650 (747 amino acids)
Biological process (GO): post-transcriptional regulation of gene expression
Cellular component (GO): cytoplasm
Molecular function (GO): mRNA binding
Source: RefSeq, a predicted model, not a curated record